AACACACAAAGUCCUAGUGAGCUUUCUACUGCUUUAUGUACACAUCUCAAGUGUGUUCACAAGUUAAAUAAUACACAUAAUUUCAUUUCUUUAAGCUCUACAAAACCACCCUUUUAAAUUCCACCAGUCUUUUUGUGCUGCAUUUUGUGAUUCUUGAUGUCUUUGCCUUUACAAGAACAUGAUUACAUAGGCUUAUCAGAGGUUUCUCCAAAAGGAAACUCUGAUAUUAAUGAAAGGAGCAUAAGUAAAGGUCUUAACUUGAAGGCCACUGAGCUAAGACUUGGCUUACCUGGUUCUGAAUCACCUGAGAGAGAAGAUGUUAAUUUGUAUGGACUAAAUAGCUUGGUUUCAUCUGGAGCUAAAAGGGUGUUCUCUGAUACUCUUAAUGGUGGAUCUGAGGUUGAUUUGGUUAAAAAUGGGGGAUUGUUUUCUCCAAGAAGUGCUGAGAAAGUGGUGGAGAAGAAGCCUCAGAGUUCAGCUGCCAAGGCACAAGUUGUAGGAUGGCCUCCAAUUCGGUCAUUCCGAAAGAAUACUAUGGCCAUUAGCCCUCCUAAGAAUGACAACAAUGCGGAUGCAAAGUCGGGAUCAUCUUGUAUUUAUGUGAAAGUCAGCAUGGAUGGUGCUCCCUACCUGAGAAAAAUUGAUCUCACAAUGUAUGACAGCUAUUCGGAACUAUCCUUGGGUCUGAAAAAGAUGUUUAGUUGUUUCACCAUUGGCCAAUGUGGUUCUCAUGUGAUUCCAGCCCGAGAUAAGCAGAGUGAGGGUCUGUUAAUGGAUUUUCUUUCCGGUUCUGAAUUUGUACUUACCUAUGAAGACAAGGAUGGUGACUGGAUGCUUGUUGGUGAUGUUCCAUGGGAUAUGUUCAUCGAGACUUGCAAGAGGAUACGGAUCAUGAAAAGUUCAGAUGCCGUUGGACUAGCUCCGAAAGGCAUAGAAAAGUGCAGAGACGGUAACUAAUGCUGUUUUGCUCAGUAAUUCUAAGAAUCUAGAGAGCCUACCUCAAUGCUCAAAGCCGUAAUUUUGGAUCAAUGCACUUGAUCUGCAAUCUGCAGCACUGACAACUGUUUUGAGUAAGGAGGAUCGUUUUCGAUGUGUUAGUUAAGUAGCAAAACUCAAAUAACCCGCCAAGUAUUUUGAAUGUCUUAAGAUCAUAUUCCGUGAUUGUCUAUCCCCACCUGUACUCCGAAUACUUGGAUGCUAAAAAUUGUAUAUGGCUUUGUUUGUUGA
Molecule: messenger RNA, 1227 nt
Organism: Daucus carota subsp. sativus
Lineage: Eukaryota; Viridiplantae; Streptophyta; Magnoliopsida; Apiales; Apiaceae
Product: auxin-responsive protein IAA27
Exons: 5
Coding region: 157-957 (266 amino acids)
Biological process (GO): regulation of DNA-templated transcription
Cellular component (GO): nucleus
Molecular function (GO): protein binding
Source: RefSeq, a predicted model, not a curated record